Messenger RNA from Amyelois transitella, 909 nucleotides. RefSeq names its product chymotrypsin-2. The transcript has 5 exons. The record is from RefSeq and is a predicted model, not a curated record. Gene Ontology annotation, biological process: proteolysis. NCBI's taxonomy places the organism in Eukaryota, Metazoa, Arthropoda, Insecta, Lepidoptera, Pyralidae. Gene Ontology annotation, molecular function: serine-type endopeptidase activity. Bases 1 to 909 code for a protein of 302 amino acids.
AUGGCGUGUUAUUGUCUGAAGAGUUCGUUCUUAGCACUAUUAAACGAUAGAGGAAAGAUAAUUCCAUUUCUCAACUUCGAUUUUCGCGAGUCGAAGAUCGUUGGAGGGCAAAACGCUACCGAUGGUGGAAUCCCGUACCAGGUGUCUCUGAGAUCCUUGUUCAAUUCUCAUUUCUGUGGAGGUUCUAUAUUGAACAGCCGAUGGGUUCUCACUGCAGCCCAUUGUACUGAUGGCCAAUCAGUCUACAAUGUCAAAGUUGUCGUCGGUACUAACAGUCUCACCCAUGGCGGUAAAACAUACAAAGCUGAGAAAAUCAUCAUUCACAAAGACUAUGACAGCAACCUCAUAGUGAAUGACGUCAGCGUCAUCAAGGUCACUAAAGAUAUAGAGUUCAAUUCUAAAGUGCGCCCAAUCAAAUUACCAGAACGCGAUACUGAUGAAGGAGCCCCUUUGUUGCUUAGUGGAUGGGGAAGAGUCUCUUACCCUGGCUACCUCCCCGAUCGCUUGCAAGUCAUCAACCUCACCGCAGUCAGCACCAGCCAGUGCCGUGAUAUCUUCGUUGGUAUCAACGAGGUCUUCGACUCUCAGAUCUGCUCGCUGACCAGGUCGGGUGAAGGCGCUUGCCACGGUGAUUCUGGUGGACCUUUAGUGGAAGGUGACAGCAUUGUAGGCGUAGUCUCCUGGGGCAUGCCAUGCGCCCGAGGCUACCCAGAUGUCUACAGCAGGGUAUACUUCUUCAGAGACUGGAUCCUGGAUAACAUAGAUGAUGAAGAAGAAUCCACUAGUACUAACACCACGCCUACCGUUGAAGAAGAACUCUCCUCUCCAUCAGAUGAAAACAGUUUAGAAUAUGAUAAAAAUAAUGCCUUAGGUGUUCAUAAAAAUCGUAUUUUUAAUCUUCGUAAGUGA